Molecule: messenger RNA, 7689 nt
Organism: Anneissia japonica
Lineage: Eukaryota; Metazoa; Echinodermata; Crinoidea; Comatulida; Comatulidae
Product: protein bark beetle-like
Exons: 11
Coding region: 1-7632 (2543 amino acids)
Cellular component (GO): membrane
Source: RefSeq, a predicted model, not a curated record
AUGGCGAUCAGUGGACACCAUUUGGUGUACAUUAUGAUUGUUGGGGUUUGCUGUUUGAACUUGACAGUGGCGGAAACAUUUAUCAACGGAGAUAUAACAGAAGAUACUAAUUUUUCGUCGGCUGACAAUCCAGUGUAUGUGACCGGAAAUGUAACAAUUGUGACCAACGUAACACUGACCAUCCAGGCAGGAGUGCAGAUGCUGUUUGCCGAAGGUGUUGGUAUGUACGUCGAGGGAACGUUGAUCACAAAUGGAACUGAGGACGAACACGUUUUAAUGACGGGUUUUGGAAAUUCAACUUUUUCUAGAGAAGAUUGGCAACAUAAGUGGUCACACGUGCGACUGGUCAGUGGGAGUAACCACCUUGAAGGACGGGUUUUGGUGUAUAUGAAUGGCAGAUGGGGAAAAGUGUGUGUAUCGUCACAAAAUUAUGCAAAAGUUGCUUUGGUUGUGUGUCGUCAGCUAGGAUACGAAGGCGGAUUUUAUAGAAAUUUUGGAAGUGGACAAGAACCAAUUCACCUUAAUACUUUAUAUUGUGAUUCGACAGAGGAAACCAUUUUUGAUUGUUUAAACAGAAGAUACACAUAUAACGAUGGCUGCUAUGGAUACUCCAGUUUUGGGGUAGUUUGUAAUCAACCGAUCAUUCAAAAUGUUACUCUGUCAAACAACUCUUACUGGGCUGGUCUAAGGUGGCUAACAAGCGGACUGCAUGAAACCCAUAGCGUUUUGAAAUACACGGACAUUUCACUUGCUGGAGUCGACGCAAAUGGAGAGGCUGGUAACCCCGCAAUUUAUGCAUAUUCAAGUAAAUUACCCACUUUGUCAAAUGUUAAUAUUGGUGAUUGUGUUGGGUCAGGCGUAAGAUUCUCAAGUAAAGCUUCUGAUAUUAAUAUCAAAGAUGUUGUUGUCAGUAAUAAUCUUGGUUAUGGAAUAGAGAUAUCAACCUUGGGACCAAUUUCAAUAAGUAACUCUGAAUUCAAUGAAAACGCGUUUGAUGGUAUUGCUAUAUUUGACGUCGAUUAUGGUAAUCUCUGGGUUGAAGACCUAUGUAAUAAUGGAAGUAAGGACACAUUUAUCGACGCGUUCGAAUAUAGAAAUAUUUUUAAAUCAUCAGAAGAUUACUACCUUCAGCCUUGUCAACGUACAUUUUUCACGAAGGAAGGGUACAUACUGAAGGUGAAAAUUGUGGAACUUAAUUGGCCUAAUCGACUGAAGUUUUAUGAUGGAAACGACACUUCAACCUUAUUACAAACAGUUACAAGUUUACAAGACGAGGCUUUAAUAUCAGUGUCAAAUGUGAUGACAAUUCGAUACGAAUGUCGUUAUUAUAGUUAUUAUUACCGGUACUGUCUUUACAACACUUUCAAAUUCAUCAUUUGGAGUGAGCCAAUGACAGCCUCGCCGGAAAUUAGUCAUACGACUUUAGCUGAUAACAAGGGGAACGGGUUGACCAUUCAUACGUAUAUGUCGGAGCUAAAAAUUAAUGACCUUACAGCAAUAUACAACCGUGGAAGUGGACUGCACACCCAUGACAGAAUACACGAUCUCGUUGUAGCAUCAAGUAACUUCUCUGGAAAUUCAUUUAAUGGAAUUGACAUGUACAAUAUUGUCAAUAUGUUUAUUAACACAUCAUUUGUUAAUGGAAAUGAAAUGAAUGGCAUGCUUUCCGGAAAAUAUUCUUAUCUUACUCUUCAGAACAGUGUGUUUGAUAGUAACUUAGAAAAUGGCCUCUUCAUAAACGAGGGACAGUAUAAUGAUUACAGUUACAGUUACAAUCUCCAUCUUGACAAUAAUUCAUUCUCGUACAAUAGAGGAAGGGGCAUUUUGCGGAGAGAUUAUAGUGUAUAUGUGAAUGUAUCUAUCCAUGGAAAUUCUGUUAGAUACAAUCAGAAUGGUGCGAUAGAUCUUGGGACCAUACUAUCACGUGGUAUCAAAGUAAUUGGAAAUGACAUAUCAAUUAAUGCAGGCUAUUUCCUGAUACAUAUAGAUGUUACAGCUUCAAGGGUAGGAGAGGCAAUGACAAUUGUGUCGAACGUGCUCUUCAAUAACUCUUGUGAACGGCUUUUAUUUUUCAGUACAUCAUCUUCUUCCUACUACAUAAAUAUUGAGGAAAACGUGAUGGAAAACAAUCAACCAAAAUUGAGGUUUUCAAAUUCCGUCUGGACUUCGUCUGUCAUAUUCCUAAUUUCUUCUAGCGUCUCUAUGAAAAACAACAUUUUUGUUAAUCCUAAUUUCAUGUACGAAGUCGCUGUUCCUGGCCGAGACAAAUUGUCAACAGUGUCAAUAAACGCUAGUCUAUCGUGGUGGGGCUCUACCGACUGCUCCUUCAUUAACACACGUAUCCUAGAUGGGAAAACGCGGGCUUCAUAUCCUUUAGUGCAAAUCUCACCAUAUCGUGUUGGGUAUAAUCUUUCAGAUGUAGAUUAUCGAUCAUGUAUACAAUUGGGGUUCAUCAGUGAGCCAGGAUCAACAAUAGGUGGCAGUAUAACAGGUAACGUCACAUUAAGUUCUGCCAACAAUCCAUACAGAGUGGUUCAUGACAUUGUCAUACAACCAGAAGGUACCUUAUUACUUGAGGCAGGUGUUAAGUUGUUGUUUGACUUCUAUACUGGAAUACUGGUUCACGGAACACUUAUUGCCGAAGGCAACAUCACGGAUGUGAUAAGGAUGGAAUCGUUUGACAGUUCUAAUGAAACAAUUCAAUUGAUUCGAUUAUCUGGAGGCAGCAAUCCAUGGGAAGGUAUUCUAGAGGUCUCCAUAGAUGGUCAAUGGGGCUCCGUCUGUUACUACAGCAACUAUCAUAGCUGGAAUAGUGUUGCUGCUCGAAUAGCUUGUCGGCAACUCGGAUAUACAGGCUACAUCGGGUAUAUGACCAGUACGUCAAAUCUGAUGGACAUCCUAGAUACUUUCGAAUGUGAUGAACGCAUUCAUUCGAAUAUUGUUUCAUGCGGGUUCAAGAAUCCAUCGUAUUUUUGUUCCUCUUAUGGUAAAGUAUUUUUAACAUGCAAUCCCGGAAGGUGGCAAGGUAUCCGGUUCGCUCUUUCCUCUAAACGGAGUUCAAUGAUCCACACACAUAUCAGCUUAACUGGAGGGAAUGUCCAAGACUUCAAUAUCUAUUCUGAUGCCGCUAUUCAAGUAGACCUUCACCACCAUCAUUUCUUUAAUAUUAAUUUAUAUAAUGUAAAUCAAGGAUUCCUUUUCUACAUCGAUAAUCCAUUCUUGAACGUUGAUUCAGUAUUGAAUACGUACAUCAACUGUUCUGGAUCUGGGUAUGGCGUUUCCAUUUAUUCUCCAUCAUAUUACCACGACCAGGCGAUCAUUGAAUGUGCAACUGGAAUUUACCUAUCAACCAUGUCUUCCACGCAUUUAGAGGAUAUUCGGCAUUACACUCACAAAAGUUCCGUACUAAAUUAUUUUGAAUCUGACCAAUCAGUAUUCUUCUCUGAUUUACUCGUUCUGGACAUUCUACCACCAGAGAAAAUCUAUAAUACACAUACUCGAAAUUUCACCGUACAGCCUGGCAACAUUAUCGCAAUCUAUGUAUAUCAACAAUACUUUCAUUCCUACGAAUCGUUGGUUUUCACUGACACACCAAAUGGAGACACCUUACUGACACUUGAUUCCACAGUUUCAGGAAUAUUUCCAGAUCAUCAGCUGGUUCAAACGUCAUCAAACAUUCUGACUGUUACAUACAAAAAUACUAACCAAUAUUACUACCCUCGGAUAAACGCCGGUAUUUUGCUCGUAUCUUUAAAAGGUGCAGUACUAAGCAACGCAAGUACAAUUGUAUUGAAUACAGUCAAUAUACUUCAAUUUUCUAGUGGUUAUGGGUUAAGAAUGCAUUCCAAUCCAACUAAAUCGGAAUUGAGAGUCAUGAACUCGAACUUUCAAGGUAGUGGGGGAUAUAGCGGUACUCUUGUGUAUUUGGAUUAUGGCCAUGGUGGACGCGUUCUUUUUGAGCGAUGCAACAUGUCAUUUGCUAAUUAUGGUUUUAGAAUUGAUGGUACCAUUGAGACCAUUUCUAUUCGUGACUGUAAAUUCAAAGACAUUUACUAUAAUGCCAUUCAUGAUUAUAACUCUUUUACCUCUGCGACACUAAGUAUUGAGGAUUGCACAUUCAAUUCGGCAAGGUACCAUAUAUACAAAAACGCAUAUUCAAUAGAUCAAAGCACACGUGUAUAUAGAUCUUCAUUUAGUGGUUCGACAGAUGGAAUUCAGUUGAACCAUUAUGUACACAACAUUUUAUUUGAAGGCUGCAAUUUCCAAUCGAUGUCAUAUGGUGUGCGCAUUUUCUCAAAUCAUUAUUAUCAAUCAUAUAAUAAUAACGCUUCAGUAUACUUACAUGAUAUCGUUUUUCAAUCCGUGAGAGAUCCAGUGUAUGUAGAAAUAUAUGUUGGAGACAAUUCACCCUCAACUGAAGAAUGGAUUGACUUACGUGUGAGUGAUUGUGUAGUUGAAGGUAGUGAUGCCUUUCUGGAAACGUAUAUUUUUACGGAGACACUGAAUGUUAAAGUUAGUGUGAUGAACAAUAGAGUAAUGUACAGUAAACAAGCUAUUUUGAUGACAAUUUACAAGAAGAAUUUAAUCGACAAUUUAGUGUAUCUGGUUGACAUUGUAAACAAUACCAUAAGUAACAACACGGGUGAUGAUGCUAUUAUUGAUAUUGGUAGAGAAUUUCCAGUCCUAAUGACAGACGCAGUGCAGGUUGACUUCAUGAAUAAUGUUAUCCGGCACAAUGUUAUAACAAGAAGACAUUUCUUGGAUAAGUUUUCAUGCGGGUUAAUAUUGGGUGUUCGCACAGCAACCUUGUUUGGAAAUGUCUUUGAUAACGCUGGAAUCGAUAUGGAGAUCUGUAGUGCGCAUGUUUUUAUUGACCCGGACCAUUUCAUCGAUGCCCGAUCCAACUGGUGGGGAACAAGUGAGCACACUAACGUUCGCCAGAGAAUCUUUGAUAAUGAAGAUUGGAACAACCUUGCUUACAUAAUGACUAGAUCAAACAGUGAGAACCUCACUUCCGACAAAUGCAGUUCCUCGAACAUUGGUGGACGAAUUAAUGCUACUUGUCAUCUUAAUGUCGCAAAUAGCCCGUAUGUAGUCCAGUCUGACAUUACUGUCCUACGAAAUGCAGAAUUGAUCAUAGACCCUGGUGUAACUUUAUUUUUUAAUGAGGAUAAUGGAAUUACUAUUCUUGGAAAACUAACAGCAGUAGGGACAUCAAGCAGCAGAAUAGCAUUUAUGCUUAACAAUACAAAAUACUCAAAAGAUAAAGACAAGAUACGUUUAAUAAAAGGUAGGCUGUCUAGUCGGGUUGAAGGCGUGCUUCAAGUUUAUACAGACGGUCAGUGGAAAUCGGUCAAAACAUAUUCAUUCGGACAUGAAGAAGGCGAGGUUGCAUGCCGUCAACUUGGUUAUUCGUAUGUACGGUAUACAUACUCAACUCCUGAUAUCAACUCCGAGUCAUACUUAUCUAGACGAUGGUAUUGCAGUGGACACGAAUUGAGUUUAUUUGAUUGUCCAAAUUCCAAUCGUUAUUAUAACCGGUACAAUGAUGUAUGGCUGGUUUGUAAAAGUUCGAACUGGGGAAAUAUUCAAGUGUAUACUGAUUCAGAUUCAGAAAAAUCUGCUAUACAAUACGUUGAUGUAUUGAAUGCUGGAAAACUGCAUGAUUUUGACGGUGUUCCUGCAAUAUAUGCGUUUGGACCACUGAUUCCACUAAUUGAAAAUAUCCAUAUUGAGAACUGCACUGGACAUGCAAUUUUACUCGAUAGUACAACAUCGAUUAAAAUGAAAGGAAUUACUUUGAUACAGUGUGAGUUAGGUAUAUCAUCUAGAAUAUAUUCUGCGACUAAUGUUCGUGAAUGUUAUUUUGACGACGUCUACACUGGCUUGAAUAUAACUACGAGAAUAGCGAGUUUCUUUCCAUCGCAAUCAAUGUUUUAUACGGAAGGAUGUGGUACACGACGGUUUGUGAGUCCAGGUGAUCAGUUUGUCUUUCGUGACAAUGCAUGUGGAAAUAAUAAAUGUAUUAGCGUGUUUCAAUGCAUACGGAAUUGCACAAUAUUUGUAACAUUUACGCAUCAUCAAUAUUUUUAUUGGUGGUAUGGUAGAAGGACGUACGUUUAUGAUGGAAACUCGACCGAUUCUAAUCGUAUUGGGGAAAUAAGUUAUAACAGAAUCGAGACUCUGACGUUUAUGGCAACAUCAAAUGCAGUAACACUGGAAGUAUUUUAUUAUACCACGUCUUAUAGUAAUUGUCGAGUUGAUUACCAACCGGUGGAGAUACAUCUGUCGGUGUACGAGAAAGAAUACCUUCUGAAGUCAUCAAUUACCAUAGAAGAUUCCUAUUUCGUGGACGUUAUGGAUUCAGUUGUAUCAAUUGUGGAUAAUUACAUAGAGGAAGCAAUUCCAGUUGAUGUGAGCAUUUCAAAAUCAACUUUUCAAAGAUGUUCUCAAAUCAGCCAUCCCAUUAUGAGCCAUAGAAACGGGAACUGUUCAAUCACUGAAAACCUCUUCAAGGAAAAUUAUGGAAAUGUGACCAUUCACGGAACAUCAAAUUAUUCUACAAUUACUGUUGCACAUAAUUAUUUCCUUUCUAAUAGAGAGAGUGGUGUAUUGUCAGUCAAAGGUGAAUCCUCACCAGUUUAUAUAAUUGGUAACCAAUUUUACUACAAUGAGCCAUCUACUAGCAACGAUGUGAUAACAAUUAUGGAAGGAAACACAUACCUUACUGACAAUGUGUUUUAUUACAACCAUGGACGGCAUCUAAUUUUUGUCUUAGGAGACAAUAUCUAUGGUAACCGACUUAUAGAGCGCAACAUCAUGAUCUACAACACAGGACAACGUUCAGACGAAAAAUUCACCAUAUUAUUAGAUAAUAUUAACACUAAUAUUACUAGAAAUUACAUAGUAAACGCUGGUAACGAAUUUGAAGUGGCACUUACUUCACGCGUGACGUCAACAGUAGACGCUACGAAUAAUUGGUGGGGUGCAGAUGACAUCAUUCAACUAAAAAGCAGGGUUCGGGAUUCAAAGAACAUAAUUGGUCAUGCGUUCAUACAACAAGAACCGUUCUAUACUUCACCCUCUGAGUUGCCAUUUUAUAGUUCAUCAUGUCCACCGGCGUAUAGCUUAGAAGGAUAUAAAUGUUACAGUUACAAACCAGCUUCAGUCGAUUAUUCAACAGCAACUUCAAUUUGCGAAUUAGACGGGAACACGAUAUAUCAGCUCGCAGUUUCCUAUUGUCGUAAUUGCAUUUUUCGUAAUCGUGGAUCGGAUGUUGAAGAUCUAAAAAGAUAUUUAAUCAUGAAAAACGCUGAAUAUUUUCAAACAAAUCGCAUCUGGAUAAAGACAUCAAAUAAGUGUUCAUAUUUGGAGCUGAACUAUGAAAGUGGUGAACAUAGUACUGGGACGGCUGAUUGCAGCGAGCGAUAUCCAACUGUCUGCGAACGUGCUACAAGAAAUCGAUGUCCUAACAAAUGCAUGGGUAAUGGAGUGUGCCAGUAUAGGACAUGCAUAUGUGAUCCAGGGUGGUCAGCGAAAGACUGUUCAAAAUAUAUAUGCUCCGAUGGAUGCUCGAACCAUGGUACAUGUGUGGGACCGAAUGUCUGUCGAUGGAUCAAGCUGUACAUCUAGCUACUGUAAUCGUUUUAGAGACUGCAGGUCAUGUGCUAAAUUAGAAGGAUGUGGUUG